Messenger RNA from Purpureocillium lilacinum, 1116 nucleotides. RefSeq lists its product as uncharacterized. Lineage: Eukaryota; Fungi; Ascomycota; Sordariomycetes; Hypocreales; Ophiocordycipitaceae. The record is from RefSeq and is a predicted model, not a curated record.
AUGGCACCCACCAUCGCCCACGCUCUCCGGAGCAUCAUUCCCACCAAGCCGACUUCCGAAGACCAUCUCGGCGGAGAGAGCGGCCCUCUGGCCGAGGCCAGCCGGCUUCUUCUCGCACGGUCGGCCAAGGAAACCGUCGACCCGUCACACGGUGUGCUCGACCCGCACGACAUCAGCAACGUGGGCUUCUUCGUGCUCUUCGCGCUCAUCGGAGUGGGCUUCGUCGCGACGGGCAUCUGGUUCUUCUUCUGGGCCAAGAACGGCGGCUUCCACUUCAAGGAGACGGACUGGGACGACUACAAGUCGACGGUGCUGCGCCGCAAGGGCCCCAACGGGACGCUCCUCUCGGGGGCCACGCCGUCGACGAACCUGGGCGGCGGCAGCGUGUACAAGGACGUGGCCGACGACGACGGCACCACGGUGGUGACGGAGACGACGUACCUGAGCGGCAUCACGGCGGGGGCGAGCGACAUCGCGGCGCGCAAGAAGCGCGAGGACAAGCGCAAGGACAAGCAGAAGCGCAAGCAGCGCGAUGCCAAGGAGAAGAAGAAGCAGCGGCACGUGGGCGACAAUGGCGUGACGGACGAGAUGGCGGAGAAGGAGGCGCGCGACCACCUGCGCAGCUACCGACACGAGCGGCCGGCGCGCGUCGGCGGGCUCAACAAAGAGUCGGAGGGCUCGACGUGGGACGGAUCUACGAACCCGACGGAGUCGACGGCGUCGACGGAGCUGCUGUCGAACCGGCAGACGACGCCGACGACGACGCCGACCAAGAAGCCGCAGCCGAUCCGCAAGGUGUACUCGACGGCGGACCGCAACACGGCGCGCGAGGCGGAGCGGAUCCGGAGCGAGGCCCGGCGCCUGCGCGAGGAGAGCCGCAGCCGCGCGUCGGGGACGGCGAGGCGCGACUUCAGCUACAACCGCGAGAGCGCGCAGAGCGAGAGCCUUCUGGAGUCGGCGGCCGGGAGCAGCGACCUGGGCACCAAGAGCUACCACCACCCGAUGCCGGAGCUGCGGGAGCGCGAUCGGGAGCGCGGUGACAGGGAGAGGGAGAGGGAGGAGCGGCGGGCGAGACGGGGAGGCUAUCGCCGCGGCCGUGGAGACGAUGACUUGUAG